Acanthaster planci (crown-of-thorns starfish) is the source of this 2950-nucleotide messenger RNA. RefSeq names its product hsc70-interacting protein-like. Lineage: Eukaryota; Metazoa; Echinodermata; Asteroidea; Valvatida; Acanthasteridae. Gene Ontology annotation, molecular function: Hsp70 protein binding; protein dimerization activity. The record is from RefSeq and is a predicted model, not a curated record.
UAGCUCACAAAAAAAUGUUACACCUAGUGGUAAAUAUUGCUGCUUGUUACGCGUUGUGGACGUGCUGCUUGGUUGUGUUCCCACGUUUUGUUGUUUGCAGUCUGCCGUGGGCAAAAGUGCCCCCAAAAUUCUCUGAAAAUGGAUGAGGCUAGUAUAGACCGGUUAAAGGCCUUUGUACAGCUUUGCCAGGAAAACCCAGCAGUUCUGCACUCGCCUCAGUUGGCAUUCUACAAAGAGUGGUUGGAAAGCCUUGGUGCAGAGCUACCCACCCCUGCCAUGCCCACAUCAGCUAGUGAUGAAAACCAGGAGCCGGAAAGUGAGCCUGUCCCAGAACCAGAACCAGCAAUGGAACCGGAACCAGAACUGGAACCGGAACCAGAACCAGAACCAAGCAGUGAGGAAAGUGAUCUAGAGUUAGACAUGGAAGGCGUGAUAGAAGGUGACACAGAUGAGCCCGAGCCCAUGGGGGAUGACUCAUUGGACGUGACAGACGAGAUGAUGGAGGAGGCUUCGGACAAGAGGUCACUGGCCAUGGCAGCUCUCAACGAGGGUAACUUUGAGGAGGCGAUCAAGCUCUUUACAGAAGCCAUUGUGAAGAACCCACUUUCUGCUCUGCUGUAUGCUAAGAGAGCUAGUGUCUUCAUCAAAAUGAAGAAGCCUAAUGCAGCAAUUCGGGACAGCAACAAGGCCAUUAAGCUCAACCCAGACUCGGCCCAGGGCUACAAAUGGAAGGGAAUUGCUCACCGGUUGCUGGGUCAGUGGGAACUGGCCGCUAAGAAUCUCCAGAGUGCUUGCAAGCUGGACUUUGAUGAGGUGGCAUACUCCACGCUGAAAGAAGUGGAACCAAAUGCCAAACUGAUUGCAGAACAUAAACGAAAGUAUGAAAGAAAGCGAGAAGAGAAGGAGAUCAAGGAGAAACUGGAGCGAGUCAAGAAAGCCAAGGCAGCUCAAGAAAAAGCCAGAAAGGAAGAGGAAGAGCGCAAAAAGAACAGGGGCCCCUCUGGUGGUUUUCCAGGCGGAAUGCCGGGCGGGAUGCCGGGCGGGAUGCCAGGUGGUUUUCCAGGCGGGUUUCCAGGUGGUUUUCCAGGAGCAGGUGGUUUUCCAGGAGCAGGUGGUUUUCCAGGAGCAGGCGGUUUUCCAGGAGCAGGCGGCAUGGGUGGUGCGGGGGGCACGGGGGGUGCCAGUGGAAUGCCAGGUGGAAUCGACCUGAAUGACCUGCAGGGACUCAUGCAAGACCCAGAGAUCAUGGCUGCUUUCCAGGACCCUGAAGUCAUGGCAGCAUUCAGUGAUGUCAGUCAACACCCAGAAAACAUGAAGAAAUACCAGAGCAACCCCAAGAUAGCUAACCUCAUUACCAAGAUGCAGUCUAAAUUUGGCAAGGGUGAUACCCCACCCCCACAACCACCGCCACCUAGUGAUGUAGACUAAAUGUACCCCUUCUUCCAAGCUUUCAUCCUGAAUGGAUUGCGAAUCUGGAAACCAUCGUCAGCAGGUAGGCAAGUCUUUGCAACACUGUACAGUCUCGUUUUCACGUAAGUACGGGGCUUGAAAACAAACAUGCACGAACAAAGAGACCCAGGUACGACAUCGCCGGACGUGACAGGUCGUUCAUGAAAUUCGUAUUUUACCCAUCUCCCCAGGUGAUUUUCGUAAAUAUUACUUGAGGAAGACAAAGGUAAAAUUCCAAUAUGAGUGUUUCGUCGGGAGAUUUCAGUUAGGAAUUAUUUUUCCAAAAGUUAUGAAAUUAUAGGACGGCCCAAUGUAAUAUCCCCAUAGGCGGACCGCGCAGGGGUUCUCGCUGCAUGACCUUUUACUUUUAGGCACUAUUUCAAUCCUGUCACUAAGGGCAUCAUUUUUUUUUUCUUUAUUUGCAUUGACUUUUUUUUUUUUUAUGUUUUUUGUUUUGCCAUCACUUUUAUAAUGGGAAAUAAUCUAGAUUUCAUCUUCUCAUUUUUAAUUUGUUAAACUUCACAGUUUUUCUACCUUGUUCCCAAUCAUGCCUUUGACAUAUUUUCUUAUAAAUGUUUCACAUGAUGAAAAAAUACUCUAUGGGAUUUUGUUGUGCAUGAAGUCAUAAAAUGUGGCUGUACAAUGUCCAAUUUUUACCAAUGAGAUCAUGCCACUGUAGUUUCAUGCAGCAAGCAGAUUAGUCACUCAGUAAAACUUGGGAUUUGCAAGUUUUCAGGGGGGGGACCUUUUCGCAAGAAUUUUAGUAAAUUAAAGUUCAACUUUUGAGCAGAUUUCAUUUUCCAUGAGUUCUUCUCACAAAUGAUUUCCCCACACGGAAUCGGUUCUACCUGUGUUCAUUAAGUGUAGCUGCAAUGAUCUUCUCUUCUCUUCUUCAGUGUAUGAAAACUCGUUUAUAUUCCUAUUUGGUAAAAUGCAUUGAAAAGGGCACUUUUUUAAAUACUUAAAAACUGAGGGCGCUGUUGCUGUGAUGUCAUCCAGGAAGACAUAGAUCAGUGCGUAAGUGUUCUGUGCAAAUUGUGAACCCAGAAUUAACUUGCUGAAACAAUCGGAGGAAACUUUCUGAGGAAGGGAUUGAUGCUUGGUUAUUGCUAUCCACAUAAACCACAAUGAAUAAGCAAAGAAAACAACAUUUAGUCCAGCAAAACUAAAAAAUGAGGACUUUUUCGUGUACAUACCAAUUUUACAUCGAGGUUUUCUUCUUGAGGUGACAUCACAGUUUUGCUCGUGACUAUGGAAAUAUCAUUAGCAUAAAGGCUAAAAGGGCAGUAAAUUUAUCUUUGAAAUAAUGAAACAAAAUUUGAAAUGAGGUUAACUGAGACACAAAGGUGCAUAGUGAAGGUUUGUUUCAAAACAAGUUGAUUGCAGCCACUAACUUACCCCCAUAAUUCUGCUUCGAAAAACUGGCAUCAGAAAUAAUUGUAAUUAACAUAUAAACAAGUAACGUGUAAUUCUGACAAAAUAAACAAUCAAUGAAAUUAGA